This is a messenger RNA of Fonsecaea erecta, 1488 nucleotides long. RefSeq lists its product as hypothetical. The transcript has a single exon. The record is from RefSeq and is a predicted model, not a curated record. The coding region runs from base 1 to 1488 and encodes 495 amino acids. NCBI's taxonomy places the organism in Eukaryota, Fungi, Ascomycota, Eurotiomycetes, Chaetothyriales, Herpotrichiellaceae.
AUGGAGUACAUCUCUCAAGCCGAUACGCGUGGUCAUUCCUGCCCAGCGGCACCCUCGAAACCGUCCUGUCGUUCUGCAGGAGCGAGCGGCGAGCGUUCUUCAGAGUUGCCCGAUGACCAAUUAUCAGAUGACCGGAAGGAGUCGACCAGAAUCACUGUCACAGAGCGUACUGUGAACAGUCCCAUACCAUCAAUGCUGAAGGUGAAAUACCCGACCUCUCUGAUUUUGAAGGCGAAGCAACGUGCAUCCAUGCCGGCCUUGUUGUCAUCGAACAAGCCUCACGCGGAACGAACAGCCAGAGCGGGGCAAAAUUGCGCCUUCCUCUCCAUCUUACCUCGCGAUGUGCAUUUCCUCGUUGCCACCGAGUACGUCGAUUUCGACACGCUACUCGCCCUUCGGCAGACGUGUCGCUCAAUGUACGACAUCCUCCCCACAGAUGUCGUUCGCGGCGUUCGAUCCAAGAUAGUCGAGGAAAGCCUUGAGAACGAGGCGCAGCUGUAUCGGGACUACAGAUCCAUCUAUCCUCGCCAGCGACUUGGUCACCUGUGGGACCUGCUUUACGCAGCCUUUGACUUCCGACUGAUUGAACGUCCCGCCAGAGAACUUCGAUGCUACGGUUGUCUGGAGGAGAAGCCGCUGUGGUGCUUUGUUGAGCGAAUGAGCAACCGCGGCACAGGUCUGGGGGCCAAGUUUGCCCAGAAUAGGUUGUGUAAGGACUGCAUGCGCAGAUACCGUGACAUCGAAGGGGAGUGGUGGAAGGAGAACUGGGUCAAGAAAAGCGACAUGGUCUGCAAAUCCAGCAAAGGCCACAGACUUCGGCGGUUUAUGCUUGAAGGCUGCAGCCUGGUCAAUCCAGACGAGGAGAUUGGGGUCUGCUCCUCAUGUGGCAGCACGACAUUUGAGCUGUGGUGGGGAUGUGUUCCCUGCUUUGAACUCGAGCAGCAACGGCGGCGAGAGGAAGAUCUGAUGGAAAUCGGUGGACUGGGGCGGAGAAUUGCCGGAGCCAAGGACACCUGGCGAGCGCGUAAGAGAAUGGCAUUCCGACGGCGCCACGCUAUACGCGAUCACGGAAGGAAGAGCUGGUGGGCUCCCAACUUGACAUUUUCAGGAGGGUGGUCAAAGCGAAAGGCUGCGUUGAUGGAAUGGAAAGAGCACAAGAACGGCAAGAAAACUGGGACCGUUACGACCAAGGCGAACCAUCAAGACUCGCGAUGGCACGCUCUCGACGAGAUCCCCCUGCCCAAGAGCCGCAGAGAAGCAAGAUGCUCAUCCUGUUGGGUUCCCAAUUGUCCCCGCCGAACAUACAUUCUCGGUUUGGCGUAUGAGAGACCGCUGCCGAGGGAGCGUUGGUGUGCCGGGUGCAAACAGGAGUUCGAUCAACGCCUUGCGAGGAAAGGAUAUCGGAAAUGGAGGAUGAAGAUGUGCAACAGCGAGAAGUCGGACAACGACUGGCCUGAGUCGUUGGCCUGGCUGUUUGAAGAGAGUUAA